CACCGAAUUUCAUUCCGGAACGGAACGGACGAAUGUUGUUGUAAAGAUGGCGACAGCGAUUGUUAGUUCGGCUCGCAAGGUGGGGAGGCUAACAAAUGCAGCCAGGAGGUUGUAUUCGGAUGUUUAUCCAAAAAUAACCACCCAUUACACUGUAUAUCCUCGUGAUAAAGACCCGAGAUGGAAAGAUGUAAAUAUGGAGCGAGUGGCAGAGGAGACAGAUAUCCUCAUCAUUGGUGGAGGACCAGCAGGAAUGGCAGCAGCUAUCAGAGCAAGACAGAUAGCCGAGGAAAAGGGGGCUGAAGUAAGAGUUACCUUAUUAGAAAAGGCAGCUGAGAUCGGUGGUCAUAUAUUGUCUGGAGCCUGCGUAGACCCAAUAGCACUCAAUGAACUUAUCCCCGAUUGGAAAGAGAAGGGUGCACCUCUUAACACACCUGUUACUUCUGAUAAAUUUGGUUUACUCACAAAGAGUGGUAGGAUUCCGAUACCAGUAUUUCCAGGCUUACCUAAUUACAAUCAUGGCAACUAUGUAGUAAGACUGGGACACCUGGUGAGAUGGCUCUCGGAACAAGCGGAGGCAUUAGGAGCUGAGGUAUGGCCGGGAUGCGCAGGCGCAGACCUAAUAUACAGAGAUGACGGUUCCCUCAAAGGAGUAGCGACGGGCGAUGUGGGUAUAGCUAAAGAUGGCAGCCCCAAAGAUAUGUUUGAAAGGGGCAUGGAGUUUCAUUCCAAAAUCACUAUAUUUGCUGAAGGAUGUCAUGGACAUUUGACAAAGAUGGUUUCUAAUAAGUUUAAUUUAAGAGACAAAAGUGAACCUCAGUCUUAUGGCAUUGGACUUAAGGAACUGUGGGAAGUUAAACCAGAGCACCACAAGCCAGGUUUAGUAGAACAUACGAUAGGCUGGCCUCUAGACAGGAACACAUAUGGGGGUUCCUUCAUCUACCAUCUCAAUGUCCCCGAGGGAGAGGCUCCACUUGUAGCGGUGGGCUUUGUGGUGGGUCUGGACUAUGUCAACCCAUACCUCAGCCCGUUCAGAGAGUUUCAGCGUUUUAAACUGCAUCCAUAUGUGAAGCCUAUGUUUGAAGGUGGCGCUCGUGUCGCGUACGGUGCGCGUGCGCUGGUAGAAGGAGGUUGGCAGUGUUUGCCUGUGCCGGUGUUCCCAGGUGGCUGUCUUAUAGGAGAUACAGCGGGAUACCUCAACGUUCCCAGGAUUAAAGGCACACAUAAUGCUAUGAAGAGCGGUAUGUUGGCGGCUGAGUCUGCGAUGGAGUUGAUUUUGUCAGGAGAAGCGUCUCAUGAUAAAGGCAUUGUACCAACACUAUAUGAAGAUAAACUGAAGGAAUCAUAUGUAUAUAAGGAAUUGAAGCAAGUCCGUAAUUGUCGGCCGUCGUUCCACACUAAGCUAGGUUUGUACGGCGGCGUCGGUUACUCCGCAUUCUCAACAUUAGUCCGCGGCAAAGAACCUUGGACAUUUAGCCAUGGAGGCGCUGAUCACUCGAGAUUGAAGCCGGCUAAAGAAUGUCAGCCAAUUGAAUAUCCUAAACCAGACGGAGUGGUCACAUUUGAUUUACUAUCGUCAGUCGCUUUAACUGGUACAAAUCACGAAGCGGACCAACCGCCACAUUUGACGUUAAAAGAUGACUCCGUUCCAGUUAAAACAAAUCUCGCAGUUUUCGAUGGUCCUGAAGGAAGAUUCUGUCCCGCAGGUGUAUAUGAAUUUGUACCGAUGGAGACCGGUGAGGGACAGCGAUUACAAAUAAAUGCACAAAACUGUAUACAUUGUAAGACAUGUGAUAUAAAGGACCCUUCACAAAAUAUCAACUGGGUGGUGCCGGAAGGUGGUGGUGGUCCCGCAUACAACGGCAUGUAAUUUAUUUAAAUAUUAAAUAUACAAUUAUUCAGUCACAUUAUUAUGGAGAUUUUAUAGUAAAUUAUUAAUUUAAAAGUACAUUUUUCAUAUAACC
Messenger RNA from Papilio machaon (common yellow swallowtail), 1961 nucleotides. It is a transcript of the gene Etf-QO, whose product is annotated as electron transfer flavoprotein-ubiquinone oxidoreductase, mitochondrial. Gene Ontology annotation, cellular component: mitochondrial inner membrane. Gene Ontology annotation, biological process: electron transport chain. The coding region runs from base 47 to 1867 and encodes 606 amino acids. Gene Ontology annotation, molecular function: electron-transferring-flavoprotein dehydrogenase activity; iron-sulfur cluster binding. The transcript is spliced from 15 exons. Lineage: Eukaryota; Metazoa; Arthropoda; Insecta; Lepidoptera; Papilionidae. The record is from RefSeq and is a predicted model, not a curated record.